CCUUUUCGCAGAUAAAUAAGACCGGUUAAAGGAAAACAGUACUUAGACUAAACCAACCACAAAUAUCCCUUUAGAUCACCUAUAAUGUCUGGUGUUGAAAAGGGUAUAGCUGAAAUGAAGCUUAAACCAGAAGCUACUGUGUUUGUUGACGAAAGUUCCGGCAAUGAUGAAGUUGGUAAAGGAACAGAAGGUGAGCCUUUCAAGACUGCCAUUCAUGCCUUAGAGGUCGACGAAAACUAUACUAUCAUGAUUCGUAAAGAUUCUUCUUCUCAAUAUGAGCCUAUUGGUACCAAUGCGUUGAAGAAGGCCAAGAAAGGAGUUGAGCAAGCUGCUCGUAAAAAGGCCAAGGCUGCCGAAAAUGAGAAGCUAGCCGCUAGUAAGGCUACUGCUGCCAAGGAGGCCGAGGCGAAGAGAUUGGAAGCUGCUUCUAAAAUUGUCUUGGAAGAGCCUAAGGGUGCUCCUAAGGCUGAGAAAAUUUUGAUUACCGACGGCACCCAAUACCGCGAGAAGCGUGUUGUUGUUAACGGCUGGGUUCACCGUAUGCGUAACCAAAAAGGAAUCAUUUUUGUUGUUUUACGUGAUGGUACUGGUUUCUUGCAAUCCGUUUUAACCAACAAAGUCUGCGAAAAGGCUUCUUAUGACUUUAUAAACUUGGGUCCUGAGUCUACAAUCUCUUUGUAUGGUGUCCUUAAGGAAUUACCUGAAGGAAAAUCCGCUCCUGGUAACCAUGAACUCGUUGUCGAUUACUACCAAAUCCUUCAUGCUGCUCCUACUGGUGAGGAAGCCUUUACAAACCGUUUGAACGCUGAAGCUGAGCCUUCCUACUUGCUUGAUCAGCGUCAUCUUGUUAUUCGUGGUGAAACUGCAUCUGCCGUUCUUAAAGUUCGUGCUCGCGUUUUGCGUGCUAUGCGUGACACUUUUGAGGACCUCCGUAUGACUGAGGUUACUCCUCCUUGCAUGGUUCAGACCCAGGUUGAAGGUGGUGCUACUUUAUUCAAAUUUAACUAUUAUGGUCAGGACGCCUAUUUGACUCAAUCCAGUCAAUUGUAUCUUGAAGCUGCUAUGCCUGCCUUGGGUAAUGUUUAUUGCGUUCAAGAAAGUUUCCGUGCUGAAAAGUCUCUUACUAGACGUCACCUUUCCGAAUUUACUCAUGUUGAGGCUGAAAUGCCUUUCCUUAACUUCCAAGAAUAUUUAGAACUUCUUGAAGAAUUUAUCUGUCAGACUAUUGAUCGCAUACUCGACGAUCCAGUUGCCGCUCCUUUGAUUAAGCAAUUGAACCCUACCUUUGAGAAGCCCAGUAGACCUUUUAUGCGCCUUACUUAUGAGGAUGCUAUUAAGUACCUUAACGAACACAACAUCCUAACAUCCGAAGGUGAACAUCAUAAGUUCGGUGAUGACAUUGCUGAAGCUGCUGAGCGUAAGAUGACUGAUCAAAUCAACCGACCUAUUUUCCUCACUCAUUUCCCUGUUGAAAUUAAAUCAUUUUAUAUGCAACGUGUUAAAGAACGUCCUGAUCUUACUGAGAGUGUUGAUUGUUUGAUGCCAAACGUUGGUGAAAUUGUUGGUGGUAGUAUGAGGAUUUUCGACAUGGACGAGCUUUUGGCUGCUUACAAACGUGAGGGUAUUGAUCCAACUCCUUACUAUUGGUUCACUGAACAACGCAAAUAUGGUACCACAGAACAUGGUGGUUUCGGAUUGGGACUUGAACGUUUCCUUGCAUGGUUAUGUGAUCGCUAUACCGUUCGCGAAUGCUGCUUAUUCCCUCGUUUCACUGAACGUUGCAAACCUUAAUCUUUUGUUAAUUUACUUCCUGUAAGUUUUUUGAAGCGGUUUUUUGGAAGUAUAGCUACUACUAGAAUAGAAUAAGAGGUGUAAAACUGUCAA
Molecule: messenger RNA, 1884 nt
Organism: Schizosaccharomyces octosporus yFS286
Lineage: Eukaryota; Fungi; Ascomycota; Schizosaccharomycetes; Schizosaccharomycetales; Schizosaccharomycetaceae
Product: cytoplasmic asparagine-tRNA ligase Nrs1
Exons: 1
Coding region: 85-1791 (568 amino acids)
Biological process (GO): asparaginyl-tRNA aminoacylation
Cellular component (GO): cytoplasm
Molecular function (GO): nucleic acid binding; ATP binding; asparagine-tRNA ligase activity
Source: RefSeq, a predicted model, not a curated record